UAAUAAAAAUGAAGGAUCUAGAUAGUAAAGACUUCGCUUCUUCCUUACCUGUUCUUCCAAGAUUAGAUCGCCUCGAUUUCCUGCUGCAGGUUCUGGAAGAGAAACAUGGGAUGUCACCAAAAAAUGAGAAAGGAGAAGAAGAAGAAGACUCAGAGUACUGCAGGAGUACUCUGAGUCUAUCUACUGCACUUGAAGAAGUUCAUCACAAAGGCACUCUUGUUGAUCGACUCACUGCACUCGAGAAUCGAGUUUUUAAGCUAAGCUUAGAAAUGGAAGAAGGGAAAACAUCAAGGUUGAGUUCAUCCAAGUCAAGAAAUCAUGACAACGAAGACGAAAAGGCCAAUCUCAAACAGGAAGAAGCGUCGACAGUAUCUUUAAGUAGUGAGAAAUCAGAUAAAGUUGUUGGUAAUGCUAAAAUGACAAAGAAAAAAUGGCGCCUUGGCAGCUGGCUUCGAUUGGGAUGUAAUUAA
Solanum verrucosum is the source of this 470-nucleotide messenger RNA. RefSeq lists its product as uncharacterized. The record is from RefSeq and is a predicted model, not a curated record. The transcript is spliced from 4 exons. Lineage: Eukaryota; Viridiplantae; Streptophyta; Magnoliopsida; Solanales; Solanaceae. The coding region runs from base 9 to 470 and encodes 153 amino acids.